Molecule: messenger RNA, 1895 nt
Organism: Rattus rattus (black rat)
Lineage: Eukaryota; Metazoa; Chordata; Mammalia; Rodentia; Muridae
Gene: Fggy
Product: FGGY carbohydrate kinase domain containing
Exons: 16
Coding region: 107-1765 (552 amino acids)
Biological process (GO): carbohydrate metabolic process
Molecular function (GO): phosphotransferase activity, alcohol group as acceptor; kinase activity
Source: RefSeq, a predicted model, not a curated record
GUCACAGCUUGUUUGGACCGCCCUGCUGGGUGCGGUGCGGCUGUGCUUGGUGGCCUGCUGGCCUGCUAGCUAGAAUGUGAUUUCAUAUUGGACAAGUAGAGGGACCAUGAUGUCUGGUGGAGACCAGGAACCAGAUCACUACUAUGUGGGCAUCGAUGUGGGAACAGGAAGUGUCCGUGCAGCUCUAGUGGACCAGAGAGGGGUCCUUUUGGCUUUCGCAGAACAGCCAAUUAAGAAGUGGGAGCCCCAGUUCAACCACCACGAGCAGUCCUCAGAGGACAUCUGGGCAGCAUGUUGCCGUGUCACGAAGGAAAUUGUUCAAGGGAUUGAUGCACACCGAAUCCGAGGACUUGGUUUUGAUGCCACUUGUUCUCUGGUUGUCUUGGACAAACAGUUCCAUCCUUUACCAGUAAACCAUGAAGGGGAUUCCUCCCGAAAUAUUAUUAUGUGGCUGGACCAUCGGGCUGUCAGCCAGGUUCACAGGAUCAAUGAGACCAAGCACGGUGUUCUUCAGUAUGUGGGUGGUGUGAUGUCUGUGGAGAUGCAGGCCCCAAAGCUCCUGUGGCUGAAGGAAAACUUGAGAGAGAUUUGCUGGGAUAAGGCGGGACAUUUCUUUGAUCUCCCAGACUUCUUAUCAUGGAAGGCAACAGGUGUCACAGCACGGUCUCUCUGCUCCUUGGUGUGCAAAUGGACAUACUCAGCAGAGAAAGGUUGGGAUGACAGCUUCUGGAAGAUGAUUGGAUUGGAAGAUCUCAUUGGGGAUAAUUACAGCAAAAUAGGAAAUCUCGCCUUGCCUCCUGGAGCUUCUCUUGGAAGUGGGCUAAUACCAGAAGCAGCCAGAGAGCUGGGCCUUCCUUCGGGAAUUGCGGUGGCAGCCUCCCUCAUUGAUGCCCACGCAGGAGGACUAGGAGUGAUCGGAGCAGAUGUGAGAGGUCACGGGCUCACCUGUGAGGGACAGCCAGUGACAUCAAGACUGGCUGUCAUCUGUGGAACUUCAUCUUGUCACAUGGGGAUCAGCAAAGAUCCAAUCUUUGUACCAGGUGUCUGGGGACCUUAUUUCUCAGCCAUGGUCCCUGGCUUCUGGUUGAAUGAAGGCGGUCAGAGUGUGACUGGAAAAUUGAUAGAUCACAUGGUGCAGAGCCAUCCUGCCUUUCCUGAACUACAAGCCAAGGCCACAGCCAGAUGCCAGAGUAUAUAUGCAUAUUUGAACAGUCACCUGGAUCUGAUUAAGAAGGCACAGCCUGUGGGUUUCCUCACUGUUGAUUUACAUGUUUGGCCAGAUUUCCAUGGCAACCGGUCUCCCUUAGCAGAUCUGACUCUGAAGGGCAUGGUCACUGGGCUGACGCUGUCUCGGGACCUUGAUGAUCUUGCCGUCCUCUACCUGGCCACUAUUCAAGCCAUUGCUUUCGGCACUCGCUUCAUCAUUGAGACCAUGGAGGCAGCAGGACAUUCUCUCAGUACCCUCUUCUUAUGUGGAGGCCUAAGCAAGAAUCCCCUUUUUGUGCAAAUGCAUGCUGACAUUACUGGCAUGCCUGUGGUUCUGUCACACGAGGUGGAGUCUGUCCUCGUGGGAGCUGCUGUUCUGGGUGCCUGUGCCUCAGGGGACUUUGCUUCUGUGCAGGAGGCAAUGGCAAGAAUGAGCAAAGUGGGGAAGGUUGUGUUCCCAGAGCGUGCUGAUAAAAAAUAUUAUGACAAGAAAUAUCAAGUGUUUCUGAGAAUGGUUGAGCACCAGAAGGAGUAUUCAGCCAUCAUGAAUGGAAGUUGAACGUGCCAAGCCAUUCAGACUCUGUGCCAUUCGUUGGGGCCCUCUGCGUGUUCAGCUUAUGACCAGUGCCCCUUGGGUAUACCUUUGGAAUUCCUUCUUAUCUAAUAAAAACUUUGACAAGGCAAACAUA